UGCGUCAUCUGCCUCAGAUCAGGCCACAAAUACUCAUCCUGCAACGAAGAGACUACGCAGAAAGGUCAACAAACGUUUGCGAAAUCUCGAGACGGAAAGCUUGUCCGUCGUGACAACAAUUCCCCACUGUGUUUCUUCUAUCAGCUUGCCAGGAAGCCCUGUCGCGACAACCAUCCUGACCAACAUCUCUGUGCCGCUUGUGGUUCCCGAGACCACGGUGCCUCUAAUCACAAGUCGGCCUAA
This is a messenger RNA of Pisolithus orientalis, 243 nucleotides long. RefSeq lists its product as uncharacterized. The transcript has a single exon. Lineage: Eukaryota; Fungi; Basidiomycota; Agaricomycetes; Boletales; Pisolithaceae. The annotation marks the transcript as partial. The record is from RefSeq and is a predicted model, not a curated record.